Molecule: messenger RNA, 399 nt
Organism: Colletotrichum spaethianum
Lineage: Eukaryota; Fungi; Ascomycota; Sordariomycetes; Glomerellales; Glomerellaceae
Product: hit family protein 1
Exons: 5
Coding region: 1-399 (132 amino acids)
Biological process (GO): nucleotide metabolic process
Molecular function (GO): catalytic activity
Source: RefSeq, a predicted model, not a curated record
AUGACUUCCAGCCUGGCAUCAUGCAUCUUUUGCAAGAUCAUCAAGGGCGAGAUCCCUUGCUUCAAGCUCUUUGAGAGCGACAAGACGCUGGCCUUCCUCGACAUCAACCCGCUCAGCCGUGGCCAUGCUCUCGUCAUCCCCAAGUACCACGGCGCCAAGCUGUCUGAUAUCCCUGACGAGCACCUCAGCGAGAUUCUCCCCGUCGCGAAGAAGCUCGUUGCCGCGACUGGCGCCACGGAUUGCAACAUUCUCCAGAACAACGGCCGCAUCGCCCACCAGGUCGUCGAUCACAUUCCUAAGCCCAACGAAACCGAGGGCCUCGGCGUCGGCUGGCCCCAGCAGCAGACCGACAUGGACAAGCUCAAGGCCCUUUUUGAGGAUAUCAAAUCCAAGAUGUAA